Messenger RNA from Purpureocillium lilacinum, 1065 nucleotides. RefSeq lists its product as uncharacterized. NCBI's taxonomy places the organism in Eukaryota, Fungi, Ascomycota, Sordariomycetes, Hypocreales, Ophiocordycipitaceae. The record is from RefSeq and is a predicted model, not a curated record.
AUGUCGCAACCAUCUCCACCGCCGCCCGCCCCCUCCUUCGCGACCCCCCUCCCGCAGUCCCCGCGCUCGCCCGUGCUGGAAUGGCGAUUCCCCAAGCCCUACAGCCAGUACGUGCUGACAGGCCGCUCGCGCGCCGCCUGGCACACGAGCUUCGUCGUGCCGCAGCUCAACCUCCUCCUCGACGCGGGCCUCUGCGUCAACAAGCUGCGGCCCAAGCACAUCUUCCUCACGCACGGCCACAGCGACCACACCCUCCUCGCGCCCGCCUUUGUCAAGCGCGACGACCCGCCCAACGUGUUUUGCCCGCGCGAGAUGGCUCCCGCGUUUGACGACUUUGUCCUCGCCAACACGAUGCUCAACCUCGGCGGGCUGGUGCGCGUGGGCGACGCGGCGGCACAGGGGCUCGCCGUGGAAGAGGAAGGGGAGCAUGGUGAUGAGGCCGGGGGAGACGGCGACAGCGACGACGGCAGUGGGAGGAGACAGCGGAGUGCCGAGGAGCGGGCCUGGCUCGGCACGCACGUCACGCACGGCGUCUCGCCCGGCGACGAGGUGCCGCUCCGGCGCGCCAAGGGCAUCACAGCGCGCGUCUUUGCAUGCGACCACACAGUCCCCUGCGUAGGCUACAUCUUCAGCCAGACGACGCACCGGCUGCGCCCGGAGCUGGCCUCGCUCCCCGGCCCGGAGCUCAAGCGCCUGCGCGAGGCAUCCGAGUCGUCCCCCUCGGCGCCGCCCAUCACGGAGCCGCACACGGCGCCCAUCUUCGCCUUCCUGGGCGACACGACGGCGGCGACGCUGGCCGCUGCGCCGGCGUGGCUGCGCGCCGGCAUCCCCGUGGUGGUGACGGAGUGCAGCUUCCUGCGGGAUGAGCACGCGAGCCAGGCGGAACGCACCAAGCACACGCUCUGGCGGGACCUGGAGCCCGUGGUGCGCAGGUGGCCGCGCACGACGUUUGUGCUUAUGCACUUUAGCCUGCGGUAUAGCGACGCCGAGGUGGCGCGCUUCUUCCGCGACAUGAAGGACGUGCCGCCUAAUAUCGUGGUCUGGGCGGAUCCAGAGGCCGAGUGA